Messenger RNA from Hypoxylon fragiforme, 876 nucleotides. Its product is annotated as vacuolar protein sorting-associated protein. The transcript is spliced from 3 exons. Gene Ontology annotation, biological process: intracellular protein transport; retrograde transport, endosome to Golgi. The coding region runs from base 154 to 762 and encodes 202 amino acids. The record is from RefSeq and is a predicted model, not a curated record. Lineage: Eukaryota; Fungi; Ascomycota; Sordariomycetes; Xylariales; Hypoxylaceae. Gene Ontology annotation, cellular component: retromer complex; endosome.
ACCGCUCGCCGAAGAAGUAGAACUGCGCAAGGUAGCGCUCUAUUCUCAAACAAACGAUCGAUUGCCAAUUGUCGACUGUCGUAUACUUAUUGACUGAUCUACAACCUAAUCUAACUCAGCAAACCUCGAAAUCUCUAAUAACUUCAUAACCAAAUGGCCUUCCUCAUCCUCGUGAUCGGGGACCUCCACAUCCCCGACCGCGCCCUCGAUAUACCACAAAAGUUUAAGAAACUCCUAUCCCCCGGCAAGAUCGGGCAGACGCUCUGCCUCGGCAACCUGACGGACAAGCACACGUACGAGUACCUGCGGUCGAUCGCGCCGGACCUGAAGAUCGUCAAGGGCCGCUUCGACGUCGAGGCCACCUCCCUGCCGCUGUCCCAGGUCGUCACCCACGGCUCCCUGCGCAUCGGCUUCAUCGAGGGCUUCACCCUCGUCUCCACCGAGCCCGACCUCCUCCUCGCCGAGGCCAACAAGCUCGACGUCGACGUCCUCUGCUGGGGCGGCACCCACCGCUUCGACGCCUUCGAGUACAUGGACAAGUUUUUCGUCAACCCCGGGAGCGCCACCGGCGCCUACACCUCCGGCUGGACCCAGGACGGCGAGGACAUGGUCCCCAGCUUCUGCUUGAUGGAUGUCCAAGGAAUAUCACUCACACUCUACGUCUACCAACUGAGGAAAGACGACAACGGGGUGGGGAACGUGGCCGUGGAGAAGGUCACUUACACAAAGCCUGUAGCACCCACAGGGGGGUCGUCGUCAUAAAUAAACAAAUAAAUUCACCGUAAGAAGAGAAUAAGAGACUUAAUAAUAUCUAGAAUACCUACCAAACUGGGCCGGUUCAUCACCAUACACGAAGACGCGUUUGAUGUAUACCUA